This is a messenger RNA of Solea solea (common sole), 866 nucleotides long. RefSeq names its product dynein axonemal assembly factor 6 (gene dnaaf6). The transcript has 7 exons. The coding region runs from base 112 to 705 and encodes 197 amino acids. Lineage: Eukaryota; Metazoa; Chordata; Actinopteri; Pleuronectiformes; Soleidae. Gene Ontology annotation, molecular function: protein-folding chaperone binding; dynein intermediate chain binding. The record is from RefSeq and is a predicted model, not a curated record. Gene Ontology annotation, cellular component: cytoplasm. Gene Ontology annotation, biological process: flagellated sperm motility; axonemal dynein complex assembly.
UGAGUCUCUUCGCCCUGGAGCGUCUGGCGAGCAGCAGCCCCAAAACACCGGUGAAGCCGAUGACUCCCGCCCGGGGAUAGAAGUCCUUCGGCGGAUUCUUUUUUUUGCUGAAUGGAGAGUUUGGGAGUAUCAUCUGCUCAGAACCUUCAGGCUCUGUCGGCUCUGCUGUCAGCUCAGCAGGACGACGAUGACGACGAUGAUGAAGGAGACAGAAGAAGAAAUGGGACGACCACUGCACAGCUGGGUCCUGGACACAUCGGUUCCCCACCCAAGAAAGACAAAGAGGUGACAACUGUCUAUGUGAAGAAGAACAGCAAAGACAUCUGGAGCGAGGACGAAGUGGCAGAAGCUUCUCACUAUGACGAUGAGAGCGACCCGCGGCCGCAGCCUGAGUAUGAAAUCCUCCUGAAGCAGAGUGUGGGGACAGAGGACAUGUUCCUGGGCUUGAGUGGAAAGGAUCCGUCCUCCAUGUGCUGUGACGCCAUGCUGGUGAAAAUCAAACUGCCUGAUACUAAAGCAGCAGAUGUGGUCCUGGACGUGAAAGAGAAGUUCCUUGAUCUUCGGACGUCAAAGCAUAAACUGGGCCUCCAUCUCCCGUGUGCUGUCCACAGCCAAGAGGGCAAGGCUCAGUUCUUCAGUGAGCGAGAGGAACUGGAGGUGACGCUGUUCCUCAAACGCUCCACGGAUUUUAUCAACGUGCAGUGAGAAGAAAUAUAAAAAAAAACACAAGUAUUCGGAAGAGACGGAUGUGACACCAGAUCACAUCUGAUCAAGACCGUAUAUUUCCUUAAAUGAACGUGUAAAUGUGUCAACACUGAUUCUGUGAUUGUAAGCAGUGGUUUUCUAAUAAAUAUCUGUCAUAACUA